Messenger RNA from Rhipicephalus sanguineus (brown dog tick), 1785 nucleotides. RefSeq lists its product as uncharacterized. Lineage: Eukaryota; Metazoa; Arthropoda; Arachnida; Ixodida; Ixodidae. The record is from RefSeq and is a predicted model, not a curated record. Bases 3 to 1454 code for a protein of 483 amino acids. The transcript has 3 exons.
GCAUGGAGCUGGUGAGAGAGUUCGGAGAUUUCCGCGUUCUGGUUCUCGCUGAAGAUCACAUCGUCCUCAAACUGGACACUUCGUGGCCACGGGGUGUUGAACUCCCAAAAGGAAUGUCGCUCGGCCAGGACGACGGUCACCUGCUGGUCGGGAACCAAGAAUCUAUGGUUUCGGCAGUGGAGAGCGCGUUGCCGCGGAAAGUAAGGAUCUCUAAGGCCAUGUUCUGCGGUUGCGCGUCCUUCGACUCCUCGGACCGCUACGCCGACGCAGCCAUCAAACUGCUCCGGGAUGUCCAGGAGAUCUGCAUCGUGCACAACAGGGACAAAGUGUACAAGCUUGUCCGAAUGUUCCCUAACGUCAAGGUGCUGGCUCUUCUGCACGAUCUCUGCAAGCACCAUUUGGAAGUGGACGAGCCGUGCAGGGACCGCUCCGCGCCGCUAGUGGAAGGAAGCCAACUGAGGAAGCUAGUGGGCAGCGUCAGCAACCUAUUCGAUGGCCAUCUCCUUAAGCUAAGUCACGAGACGACGCUGACGCUCUUCCGCACUUGCCCAGACCUGUGCCGCAUCGACUCACCAUGGCUCACGAAAUGCUUGAUGGGGCCGCACAGCUUGUCCAUCCCGGAGGCACGGCUAAAAGCAAAGCAUAUCACCCAUCUUUGGCUCAACUCUUGGAAGGGAGCGUCAACUGAUAUUCGACCAAUUCCAGUGACGGCAGCUGAUAUGGCACUUGCUGCGGAAACAUUUCCCGCCGUCGAAACGCUCCAGGUUGGCGUGUCCUCAGUGGAAGCGCUCGCCAAGGUCUCGGCCUUCCGCAAUCUACGCAGUCUCACGUUGGCAAACGUUGCAGGUCUUGUUGUCUAUGAAGACAUGGAUUUAGUACUAAGACAGCUCCUGGGAAUGUCCCCAGAUCUGGAAGAGUUGGCCUUGGAGCAUUGGGAUGGUCUGAUGCUCUCCACAAUCUCGAAGCUGUGUCCGAAAAUCAAGGUCCUCAAGCUAGUAUUCUGCACAGGGUCCACAAAAGAAGUCGCAUUGAACACUCGUUUAUUCCCCAAUUUGGAAUACGUCGAGAUUAGUAUGCAGAUGCUGCAGAAUACUUUCUGGUCAUUUCUUUCUGUCACCCGCGAAACCCUUCGCACAGCGCGUUUCGCUGAAUGUGGCACGUGCAUCGAGUUCCUCCACUACUGCGUUAAAUACGCGGAAUGGCUGCCCUUUUCGCGCCUCGAACACCUGGCCUUGUGCACGAGACGGACACUGCGGGAGUUGGAUCUCGAGCCCCGAGAGCUCCACAGUGUGCUCAAGGUCCUGCCCAUGCUCCGACACCUCGAGACGGACAGCUACGACUUACGACUGUACUUCGAGAACUACUGCGUUCCACGUGGUCGGCUGUCUUUGUCCUGGACAGGAUGCGUCUGCUGUGCGGUACACAAUCCAGAGCUAGCCAAAAAGUAUUCUUAAUUCGUGGCCCCUCUCGGCGACGUUCUAAUAAAAGUAAGGAAUACUGCAGAUCAGCUUGAUGUGUGGGCUUCACCGUGGCAGCGUUUUCCACAAAGACCAUUGAUAGAUAAUUUUUUAUCGGUGCAGUAGCUGUGUUUCCCAUUAGUCCUAAAAGGGCUUGGUAAUUUUCGUGCUCUGAAGUUAUGUGCCCUUACGGCCUUACUGCUCAAAAUUGGAGUGGGCCAUAAUUUCUCGCUAGGCCACAAUAUAUCUACAUGAGGCAAGAUGUCUCGCUCUAUCGGCCUGCAGCCCACCACUUUCAACAGUAUUUGCGCAGAGUGAGCAGCAUUAG